UUUUUCUUUUUUAUGGAUAGGGAUGGUCUAUGCAUCUCAUUGUUCGAAAGCAAACGAUGAGACAAUCUCAAUCAUCCAAAUUGAAUCUAAUGGUUCUUGUUAACUCAUUUCGCUGAAUCAUCUUAUCUAAAUAAAUGAUUCAAAUUUUUGAGUCCUUAAGCUAGACAACAAAGUCCAAAGAAGAUUCACCUUUUCUAUCUACUCAUUCUUCUUUUGACGUCUCCCCACAGCCGCUUUAUUCACUGGCAUCUCCAAAAGCACUUCCAGCUUUUUCUCCUGCCAACUCUCACCUACAUACACAUCCAAUCCAUCAAACUUCAUCACAAUCAAACACUAAAACCAUACAUUUUUCACGGUACCAAAGUUUAAUUACUUCUUGGUUAAAUGGUGGGCUUUGAUUAUGAUGAGCUUGUAAACGCAACAGGAAGCUUCUCUCCGACUCGGCUCGUCGGUAAAGGUAGCCAUGGAAUGGUCUACAAAGCCAUGCUACUCAACAAAAUGGUUGCCCUAAAGAAGCCAUUGCAACAUCGUGAUAACCACUCCAAGCUCGAAAACGAAAUAUGUGUGUUAUCCUCUCUACCCAAAAACCAGCAUGUCAUAAGCCUUCUUGGAACGAGCCAAGAUCACUCGAACAACAACAAGCUCAUUGUCAUGGAGUUCAUGCCCAAUGGCUCUCUCCAUGACCUACUUCAUCUUGCACCUAAACCGCCACCGUGGCCUAAACGUCUAGAAAUCUUCAUCCAAGUCGCCCGCGCUGUCCAAUUUCUUCACGAAGGGAAGCCUACGGUGAUCCACAGGGACAUCAAGUCUGAAAAUAUUUUGUUCGAUUCAGAUUGGAAUGCCAAGUUGGCGGAUUUUGGACUUGCCGUGCUCUUUGACUCGCCGAGUCAGGUGAGUCCACCCGCUGCAGGUACUAUUGGAUACAUGGACCCUUGUUACACCACUCCUAGCAAACUAAGUACCAAGAACGAUGUGUUUAGUUUUGGUGUUGUGUUGCUUGAGAUUAUUAGCUGCAGGAAAGUCAUCGAUGUUUCUAAGUCACCAGCUUCGAUAGUGGAUUGGGCAGUAGCAUUGAUCGAAGAAGAACGAAUUGACGAGAUUUGUGAUGCAAGGAUAGGGCUUCCGAUGGACAUGUCAAGCACAAUAAGGCACAUUUUAUACGUUGCAGCGAGUUGUGUAUCGUCCAACGUAGACAAUCGUCCGACGAUCGGAGAGAUUGUUACGGAGAUGGAAAACUGUGUUAUCGAACGAGUUAGGCUACCGAUUUGGAUUAGUACGUUGAGGAACUUGGUGAGGAGGAAGAAAAAAGAUAUAGCUAAAAAAUGGCAGCAGGAAAAAUGUGCAACAGUACUAGAACAAAGUGAUGAUGGUGUUCUUGGUGAUCAUGGGAAGCUGUUGCUAUGGCAGGUUCUGGCUGAUGCUGGAUCGGAAUAGGAGGAAAGAUUCUUAAAGCUUGUUAUGGUAUAAUGGAAUGAGUCGACUCGCCACGACUCGGUUGAGUAAGCAACUCGGGCGGGUCAGUUGGAAGCAGCCUGCGGGCCUUUGCCUUUCCAUGUAACUGUGCGUGUGUGUGUGUGUACGUAUAUAUUAUAUAUUAGGUUUUUAGAAAAACCUACCGGGCAUGCAGUCCAAAUAGAAGAUUCCCAAAUAUUAGGUGGGCAGAGAAUAUCACGACGUUCGUGUCUAUGUGCGUGUCAUUCCAGGCUGAUGGCACUGCUAGCUCUUCUUUUAUUUUUAUCCAUUCUUUUCAAAUAAUGAGUACAAACUAAUAUAUAUGUUGAUAAUUAUA
Pyrus x bretschneideri (Chinese white pear) is the source of this 1789-nucleotide messenger RNA. Its product is annotated as serine/threonine-protein kinase-like protein At5g23170. Gene Ontology annotation, biological process: protein phosphorylation. NCBI's taxonomy places the organism in Eukaryota, Viridiplantae, Streptophyta, Magnoliopsida, Rosales, Rosaceae. Gene Ontology annotation, cellular component: plasma membrane. The transcript has a single exon. Gene Ontology annotation, molecular function: protein kinase activity; ATP binding. The record is from RefSeq and is a predicted model, not a curated record. The coding region runs from base 385 to 1434 and encodes 349 amino acids.